Molecule: messenger RNA, 3792 nt
Organism: Cercospora beticola
Lineage: Eukaryota; Fungi; Ascomycota; Dothideomycetes; Mycosphaerellales; Mycosphaerellaceae
Molecular function (GO): protein binding
Source: RefSeq, a predicted model, not a curated record
CGCCGGCGAAUGCACUGUCGACGAGCGCUGCUGCAAAUAAGCCGAGCGCGCGGCCGUACUGUUCUCUACUCAUCGUCGCAGACUGCUCACCCACCACUACUGACUGCUAACCCUGCCAGGCCGCGAAGCUUGGCACGUACCUCGACUGAAGGGCCCGACGGCUCGCAGAAGAAGCAUCGAAGCAGACUGAUGCUUGCAGCCCUGUAGCUCGCCGGACUGGGUGUGCCUGACUGCAACGGCAAGGUUCUCGGCGUGAACGGUCUCUGACGACUACAUAGCACGACCGCGCCGUCAUGAUGUCCUCCGGACUUUUCCAGCAAUCCGCCGUGGAUGGAGCCGCGCCUGCCAUCGGUGAUAGUACACCCGCCACGAAGAGCGUUGCCAGACGGAGCAUAUCCAUCUUCAGUCGCAGAGGCGCCGACGACCUGUUUCCUCCACCGCUUUGCGUUGCCAGCUCUGCUGUGAGCGUGCCCACCACUGCACUUCGUCGCAGCUGGAACGGCAAGAGGCCGGCCAUGCCCUCGUUUUCGACGACCCGUGAACGAAGCAAACGCUCCUCUGCCAAAGGAACCGUACUGCACGCCGUACCUGCAGCCAAAGUGAUUGAAAUGACUGCGUUGGAGGAGAAAAUGGCCACCAGCCCUAACGAAGAGAUUCUGUCCGCCAUCAGCGACCAUCUGCCUGCGGCCAAGCACAUUGCCACCAGGUCAUCUUACGCUUCGAAGCCCACAUCAUUUCGACGAAGCAACCCACCAUCUCCGACCAAGAUGCGUUCAAGGCGACGUUCAGACACUGAUCAUCGCAUUGGCACCUGGAUUGAUGGCGUGGCAUACUUUGAUCAGAGCCCCAUUGACGACCAGCCGGCCCGGCACAUUGCAGACCUUGACGCAUCAAGAUCUAGCAUCCCAGCCGAGCAACCAAUUCCAUUCCAAUUUCCGGAGCCUAUGAAGGUCAAGUCAACUCCAAUACUGGCACACCCGAUGCCUCGACGAAUAAUUUCGAUGCCUUCAGCAACAGCAAUUCCAUCGCGCCUGAAGGCCACGCGAUCCAUGACCCCCGAAGCACAAUCUGGAUGUCCUAGGGCGAGCAGCCAUCGAUCGUACCCCUCGCAAUCAUCGUCUUCGAGCAAGUCAGCGACCGACGAGAGCUCCGUGUACAGCCGCUGCAGCUCUGCCACGACACUCGACACAAUCAUCACCGCCGACCAGCGCACAUUGCUUUCGCCUAGCAAAUUCUCUCUCGUAUCUCCAACCCAGGCUGGCGUAUUCGACGAUGUUUCCCCUCGCUCCAGCGUGAGCUUCGUUCAUCCAGUCGACUUCAACAAGGCCUUGCCUCCAAUCCCAGCGGAAACGCCGAGCCCGAGACCUGUGACGACGGCAGCUUCGCCUCCCGCACCUUUGACCAAAUCUCUCACAUCUGCUCGCAAUAGCAUGCAGAAAGCAGAGAUACUGCCUGCUCGUCGCUCAUUGGCCGAUUUGAGACUCAGUCGCCUGGCCUGGCGCGAGUCUGGUACGAUCAGCCCGACACUGAGCCAGGCAGAGUUUGCCGUCCGAGAUCAAUUGUCGGAGAUGACAAAAAUGCGGCCAGCUCCCCGCUCGAUCGAUGAAGCACAAGGCGAGUCGAAUGUAAGGCGCGGCAAUAGCGUGAAGGCCGUCAUGCAACCGCCUGCGCUGCCGAAGAGGUCGAGAAAGCGAGAUUGGCGUGCUAUGGAAGCCAAGGCACAACGAGCAAAUGUCCCUGCAGCGCCUGCUCGCAGACAGUCUUUCGAUGAGCUGCCCCGUGCUACUCGUAUGAAGAGUGGUCUACCACUGCGCAGAAUGGCAAGCUUUUCGCACAACCAUGCUAGAUCGGAGCCCAUGGUGGCUUUACCACGACUGUCCGAGCGCGAAGUGAGUUCGCAGCACGACGCGGAAACACUCGCUUCGCCGAUCAGCUCCGAACUGGAUCGUAACGAUGUUCCGUCGUCCCCAAACGCAGCAGAGAUAGUGCUGCUAAAUAUCCUGUGCUCGCUCUCAUCACUCACUGAUCUUCGCAACACCGCCAUCAUCAACAAAGGCAUGUAUCGAAUAUACAAGCAACACGAAAUGCGGCUAGUCCAAACCGUUGUCCGCAACAUAUCGAUGCCAGCUCAUGAGCGUCAAGAAUGGAUUCAAUCGCAAGACGUCACACAGAGCCCUGAGCUUUCUAUCGCUAGGCCACGACGCACACCUCGAACAUACCUCUCGCACUAUCGAAACGAUCUCACUGUCAUCAGGCAGAUCAAAGCCUUGGUUCAUGAGAGAUGUCAGACUUUCAUCAGGCGUGAAACUACUUUCGCUCUGUCGACUCCCACACAUCCCCACUCACAGAGAUUCGACGAUGCCUUGUGGCGAAUCUGGUGCUUCUGCACCAUCUUCGGCAGUCGCAAAGGCCGUGAAGAUGACAUAACUGGCCAGCUAGACUGGCUCAAAGGUGGAGUAGUUAACGAGCACGAGGGCUGCGCCGCCACUGUCAACACAAACCUGGAAUUCGAUAUGUCGAGCGUCCUGCUGAAUGCACCAGAGCAUUUCGCAACUGCAAAUCGCGGUGGCCUGACUGCAGCGCAAUUGUACGACAUCACCGAGAUGUGGACCUGCCUUUCUUCUCUUUUACAAGGAUACAGCGGCCGUGUUGAUCAAGCGAGGGAAUACGGCGUCUACGACAAUUGUGAUGUGGCACCAGGGGAUAUUUACGAAGAGGAACGUUUCCUCGAAGAAUGGCUCGCGCACAUCCUGACAUUGGGACCAUCGGUGGUGCUGGAGCUGGCACUCUUAGCAUCAGACCACAGUCCGGCUGGGUUUGCCCUAGCCAAACAGAAUGGCUGGACAGAGUGGUCACUACCCGUCUACAACAGCAGUUUCAACAAUUUCUUGAAAGAGCCAGUUGCAAUCGUCUACUCCGAGCAAAUCGCCGCAGCAAAACUCCAACGACAAGAUCCUCGAGAGCAAGAGGCGAAAGAAAUGAGUCGCAAAAGGGUUGCAUCAAUGGCUGCCGAGAUCCGUCUACGUCGACAGACGAGCGAGUAUCGGCGUCUACCACUCAUCGGAAUGGACGAUGAAAGACCCAUGAGCGUUCUUUCACGAGUGAGCAGUGUCUCGACUUCGUCGCGUGGCACGGCUUAUUCUGCUUAUGCGCCGACUGCGCCAUCACAAAGAUCUUUUGGGACAUCGUCGUCAGCCUUUCCAUCGACAAUCACUUCGAGGCCAUCCAUAAGUCCCAUUCUGGAGUAUGAAACCCAGCAGCACAGCCUACCAGACGGCGUGCCGCUUCAGAGUUGCGAUCUCGCACUGAGGAAAUUGGUAGAGUUGGGCUUUCCUGUCACGCUUUCAAGAGAAGCGCUACGAGUUACAGACGAUGGAGGAUCUGUGCGCGUAGACCGUGCCAUAGACUAUCUUCUGCGUCAGAGGAGGCAGUAGGCAGACUAUAUACUACUGCGAUGUAUACACAGCGCAGUAUUCUACUGUUUGAUAAUCCUAGCCUCCAGUUAUUUGAUCGACCACAGCAAUCAGCAUGUACAAUAUGCCUUAUCAUAGUCCCAACAAUUUCUUGUUCUUCUUAAUUACCUUCCUCAGCGCAUUCUCCCUCUCCUCAGCAUACUUUUGUGCCUCCCUCAAUUGUCUCUCCGCAACAUCCGCGCUGGGCACAUUCUGCUCUGCAGCCGCAGCAGCAGCCGCCGCCGUCGGACCAGCUGGAACAGCCGGAUGCUGCGCUCUCGCCUGCAUAGAAGCCGCAGAAGGCGGCGGCGUCACAGGCGGCAUGACAAACUCAUUGAUA